This is a messenger RNA of Linum tenue, 1263 nucleotides long. Lineage: Eukaryota; Viridiplantae; Streptophyta; Magnoliopsida; Malpighiales; Linaceae. The record is from the annotation of a GenBank genome assembly.
AAAGCAAAACUCAGUUAGUCUCCUUCAACUCCUUCACUCUCACAUAGAUUAUUUAUGUUAGCUCCCCCGCACUAUAUAAACCCCCAUCCCUCCCCUUAGCCCGCCCGCCUCAUGUUUCCUUCCACAAAUCAGUUUCCCAGAAACCAAACAACACUCUCUCCCUUAACAAUUUCAACACGCACGCUUCCCACACAUCAAAAACCAACAGCCGUCGUCAACAAACAGAUGGCUCUAAUCUCACAACUCUAUCCCACCACCGCCGACUCAUCCGCCGCCGCCGUCUACUCACAACUACUCGUCCCCCAACAAAUACAGGAGAAAGUGAAAGCGGGUCGACGAAGGAGGAAGAAGAACAAAGGAGGAGAUGGGUCGGGUUCGUCGGGGAGCGGGUGGGCGAAGAAGAGGAAGCUGAGCGAGGAGCAGGUGACGAUGCUGGAGCUGAGCUUCGGCAACGAGCACAAGCUGGAGUCCGACCGCAAGGACAGGCUGGCGGCGGAGCUCGGGCUCGACCCUCGCCAGGUGGCGGUUUGGUUCCAGAACCGGCGCGCUCGCUGGAAGACCAAGAAGAUGGAGGAGGAAUACGCCAAGCUCAAAUCCGCUCACGAUCACAACGUCCUUGACAAAUGCCGCCUUGAGUCCCAGGUAGUUUUGAAGCUGAAAGAGCAACUAUCCGAGGCCGAGAAGGAGAUCCAGCGGCUGUCGGCGGAGCGUGCUGACGUGGCGGCGGCGGGCAGCAACAGCCCGAGUUCUUCCAUGACGAUGGAAGCCAUGGAGUAUCCGCCGUCGGCGUUUCUCGGAGGAGUCGGAGGAGAUAUGUUUGGAGUUGUUGAGAGCUAUGAAGAUGAGUUCUACUACAACAUGGCGCCGGAGGCUGCUUACGCCGUUAACGGGAUGGAAUGGAUAUAUAUGUGAAAUAUUAUUUCUACUUAAUUACUCUCCAAAAAUGUAUUAAUUAAUCGAGGGAUUAAGUAUUUGACGUAAUUAACGUUCAUUAGUAAUUAUUAUCCAAGUAUUUCUAGGAUAUAUAUAUAUGUCAUUGUAGAUAUAGCUAUAGCUAGCUACCAACUAAUUGUACUGAUCAUGAUGCUGAUGAGAUGUUGAUGAUCUCUCUCUCUCUCUCUCUCUCUCUCAUGUAAAUAUUAAUUAUCUCUCUCUCUCUUCUCGAUGGAUCGUACCCUUGUAGUAAUUAACAUAGUAAUUAGUGUUCUCUAAUCUUAAUUGCCUUUCUCCUCCUUUCUGGUUUGUACAUGUGAUUGCGUGGGG